AUGGCAGAACAGACUGAGAAGGCUUUCCUGAAGCAGCCUAAGGUGUUCCUCUGCUCAAAGAAGACCACAAAGGGGAAUAAUAAGCCUGGCAAGGAGGGCAGCAGGUUCUGGAAGAGUGUUGGCCUUGGUUUCAAGACUCCCAAGGAAGCCAUUGAGGGAACCUACAUUGAUAAGAAGUGCCCAUUCACUGGCACUGUGUCAGUUAGAGGUCGCAUCAUUGCUGGAACAUGUCAUAGUGCUAAAAUGAACAGGACCAUCAUUGUUCGUAGGAACUACCUUCACUAUGUCAAAAAAUACCAGAGGUAUGAGAAGAGGCACUCCAACAUCCCUGCCCACAUUUCCCCUUGCUUCCGUGUGAGAGAAGGAGAUCACGUGAUCAUUGGCCAGUGCAGGCCGCUGUCCAAGACGGUGCGGUUCAAUGUGUUGAAGGUGGUCCCAGCAGGGUCAAAGAGUGGUGCGGUGAAGAAGGCGUUCACCGGUGCGUGA
Triticum turgidum subsp. durum (durum wheat) is the source of this 486-nucleotide messenger RNA. Lineage: Eukaryota; Viridiplantae; Streptophyta; Magnoliopsida; Poales; Poaceae. The record is from the annotation of a GenBank genome assembly.